AUGCAACCCAAUAGGAGUGACUGGAGCAGGCUACUUGAUGAUGCUCUAUGGGCUUACAGGACCACUUACCGAACACCUUGGAAGAUGUCUCCCUAUAGGGUGGUUUUUUGUAAGGCAUGCCACCAUCCGGUGGAGAUUGAGCACUAUGCUUAUUGGGAAGUGAAGAGUUGUAACAUGACAUUUGAUGAAGCGGGUAUGGAAAGAAAGCUCCAUUUGCAAGAACUUGAGGAGAUCCUCUUAAAAGUGUAUGAGAACUCCAAGAUUUACAAGGAGAAAGUGAAGAGUUUUCAUGAUUCUAGGAUUCUUAGGAAGGAGUUCCAUAUUGGCCAAAAAGUGCUCUUGUUUAACUCUCACCUCAAGCUUAUUACUAGUAAACUUAGAUCAAGAUGUGAUGAACCUUUUGUUAUUACUAAUGUUUUUUCCCAUGGUGCAGUUGAGAUUAAAAAUGAAGUUAUCGGCAAAGUCUUCAAAGUGAGUGAUCACUGA
This is a messenger RNA of Glycine soja, 486 nucleotides long. RefSeq lists its product as uncharacterized. The record is from RefSeq and is a predicted model, not a curated record. Lineage: Eukaryota; Viridiplantae; Streptophyta; Magnoliopsida; Fabales; Fabaceae. Bases 1 to 486 code for a protein of 161 amino acids. Gene Ontology annotation, molecular function: nucleic acid binding. The transcript has a single exon.